This is a messenger RNA of Larimichthys crocea (large yellow croaker), 1896 nucleotides long. It is a transcript of the gene ora1, whose product is annotated as olfactory receptor class A related 1. Gene Ontology annotation, biological process: G protein-coupled receptor signaling pathway. Lineage: Eukaryota; Metazoa; Chordata; Actinopteri; Sciaenidae. Gene Ontology annotation, cellular component: membrane. The record is from RefSeq and is a predicted model, not a curated record. The transcript has a single exon. Gene Ontology annotation, molecular function: pheromone receptor activity. The coding region runs from base 720 to 1685 and encodes 321 amino acids.
GUGAUGGGUGAAGUCCACAUUCUUCUGUGGAAAAAUAUUUAUCCAUAGUUUAUAUGAAGUUUGAGUCUUAAGUAUCUCCUUCUUCUUCUAUCUCCUAUCUAUCUACUAUUCUCCACCUCUCUUUGAGCUGCAGCACAGCAAGGAAACACAGAGGGAAUCUGAAACCAAAAAUACCAACUUUGAAAUAUAUCAAACUCAGAUAGCUGAAGCCUCGUAUUAACUUCAAAAUUUUGGUUUAUGCUGUAUUUUUGUACAGAACAAGUGCUAUGGAUUUCAUGCUCCAUCACUUCCUUUGAAAGCAUCGAAGGAUCUCCUCAGUUAGGCGAGGCAAGCAAAAACUGUUUCAGACUAUUGUUCUAAGAAAGACUUGAAAAACUAUCCCUCAAUGGUACUCUAUUCCCUUUGCUCACCCUCCGAGACCAUCUGAGUCAGAUUUAGUUUGUUGCUUUAAUUUGCCAAACUGUUGGCCAGUGAUCUCGAGGGGCAUUGGAGACUAUAAAUUGUAAUUACACGGGCUAUUAAACAGUUAAUGCACAGCAGACGCUGCUUUUAAUCUGCAACUUCAGGUGGGUGAGCAGCAUUUUCACUGGAAGACAUCCAAGAGAUAACAUGAUUACAUUCAGGCCAGGUUUCUAUCAAACUUGAUAUAACCAGACUUGGAGGAUGAUUGUUUGCAGUGUUUUCAUAACAGAUUUGAUUCUUUGUCUUCUUUGCAAUUUAUGACUGGUGCAGGCCUUGGUGUCAUGGAUCUGUGUGUGACCAUCAAAGGGGUCUCCUUCCUCUUGCAAACAGGUAUGGGCAUCUUAGGGAACACUGUGGUGCUGUUGGCGUACGCCCAGAUCAUUUACACCGAACCCAAGCUCCUUCCUGUGGACAUGAUCUUGUGCCACCUGGCAUUCGCCAACCUGAUGCUGCUACUGACCCGCUGCGUCCCACAGACAAUGACUGUGUUUGGGCUGAGGGAUCUGCUCAAUGAUCCAGGCUGCAAGGUGGUGAUCUACGCUUAUCGCAUUGGCCGGGCUUUGUCAGUCUGCAUCACCUGCAUGCUCAGUGUGUUUCAGGCAGUGACAAUCGCCCCUGCUGGGCCUCGUUUGUCCAGGUUGAAGCCUGCACUUCCCUCACUGGUCCUCCCUACCUUUGCAGGACUCUGGCUUCUCAACAUGGCCAUAUGCAUUGCAGCCCCUUUCUUCUCUAUGGCUCCACGUAAUGGCACCGUCCCUGCCUUUACGCUCAACUUGGGUUUCUGUCACGUGGACUUCAGAGACAACCUGUCCUAUGUGAUCAAUGGGGUGGCUGUCUCUACCAGGGAUUUUGCCUUUGUUGCUUUGAUGCUGGCAUCAAGCGGUUACAUCCUGCUGCUUCUCCACCGCCACAGCCGCCAGGUGAGAUCAAUCCGUCGCUCUCAGGGCGGUGGGGCAGAGACCAGGGCGGCCAAAACAGUUGUCACCUUGGUGGUUCUGUACGUGGUCUUCUUCGGAAUUGACAACGUGAUCUGGAUCUACAUGCUGACGGUUGCGAAGGUGUCACCAGUGGUGGCUGAUAUGAGGGUGUUCUUUUCCUCCUGCUAUGCCUCUCUCAGCCCCUACUUUAUCAUUUCCUCUAACAAGAAGGUCAAGGCAAAGAUCGUGUGUGCAGCUGAGCAAGACCAGCCAUCAACGGACAAUCAGGAGACGAGUGACAAAUGACUCCCUUUCUAUCUUGACAGGCUGUUGACUGACCUACAAAACAGCAGAGUUGUACUCUCAGUCAGACCUUAUCAUUUUGAACGGUGCACAGAUAACUGUCAUUUAGCUAAACAAUGGACUCUUUAGAAAAUAGUAGUGUUGCAAUGGUGUUUUCUGUAUACUUUCAUCAAAAUCCUAAACAAACAGGUGUCCAUGUGGUUUUCCAUGUAGU